AUGGCGGAGAUGGAGGCAGCCGGCGCAAAUGAUGUGAAUGGCUCCGCGGCCACGAAAUCCACAACCAAUCCCUACGAAACCAACCCUGAUCACAUCCCCAGCGAUGACCCGUUUGUUUCUCAGAGCGCGCAGUAUGGCCGGUACACACCGCGCGCUGACGACUUCACCCCUCGUUUCAUGCACUGGUAUCAACCUGACCCGGCCGUGCACAAUUACUGGGAGAAGGUCGCGCAACAAUAUUGUACCCCGGAAUACUCCCUCAACAUCUCUGGGCCGAGGGAGGCAUUCGCAGUUGGAAGCAUAAUCAUUCGGGUUGACCGCGAAUUGGCUGACGGGACUAUGGCGGAAAGAUACUCUUCUACAAAUGCGAAUGAACUUUUAGCCGCGCAGAAGGCUGAGAAUCCGCUGAGAGAGAUUGGAGUCACAGUGCCGGUGAUAUACUUUUGUGGGACAAUUGAAGGGAGAAAUGUCACAAUCGAGUCUCGCAUUGCGGGCGUCUCGCUGGAAGUUGCCUGGAGGUAUCUCGAUGCGGAUCAAAUUGAGGUUUUAAAGAAUCAAUGUCGCCAGGUCCUACAACGUAUUGGAACAACCGAUUCCCCCGCGCAAGAACCCUCCUACGUCCACCGUGAACUCAACUCCCAUACUCCGCCCUUUGUCGAGCCCCGCGAACGAGAUAUCCUAUUCACAGACAAAGCAAAGGAGGAACAUCUAUUCUUGACACACAACGAUUUGAUCCCGACCAAUAUUAUACUUCACGAUAAUCGGGUGGUGGGAAUUGGUGGGUGGCGACAAUGCGGAUACUUUGGCCCCAUCAGAGCCAAGAAGGUGCAUCGACUCUUCAGGAAUCUUGGACCUACGCCUCAGAAUGGCCUGACUAGUUCCGAGAAGAGUCUGUCGUGGGCGGACCUCUACGAUGGUGUUUAUGACCCCAAUAAAGGCCCACCGUUGACUCCCAAUCGAGAUACGCCCCUGCCAUCUGUGAAAAUCGAACCGAGCUCUUGCCUUGAAAAAUUCGCGAUCAGUGAUGAUCUGGAGACGAGUUCAGUCGGCCUUGAUGGUACGGGUGAUUAUGCGACAUCGAAGACACUUGUCAACCUCAAGCACGGGUUGACAUCAAGAGCAUCAUCGUCGGACCGAUCAUCCCCAGCAAAUUCCGUCAAGCUCCCAAGCAAAAAGCCUACAGCCAGUUCUGCCAAAAAGGGUACUGCGAAGAAGCCUGCCGCCAAAAAGCGCAAGGGGAACGACCCAGAUGUAGACAGCGUUGGUGGGGGCCGUUCGAACACGCCUGUCUCCCGGGCCAGCAAAACGCCCGGCAAGAAGCAAAGUUCUGUCUCGAUAGCAGGAUCCCCAGCGCCCGAAGAGAAGAAAAAACCACAGAAGAAAAAGAAGAGAGGGCCAAGAGCACCUGCCGCUCAAGAAGGCGAUGACUCUGACAGCUUUGAUGAAAACGCAAUCUUCUGUAUCUGCCGACGGCCUGAUAACCAUACUUGGAUGAUCGGAUGUGACGCCGACUGUGAUGACUGGUACCAUGGGAAAUGCGUCAAUAUCGAUUCUCGGGAUGCAGAUCUGAUCGAUCGGUAUAUUUGCCCGAACUGCGCAAGUGAAGGCAAAGGAUGCACAACAUGGAAACCUAUGUGCCGGCUUCUCGAAUGCCGUAAACCGGCACGCGUUAAGACGAAACCCCAAAGCAAAUAUUGCUGCGAUGACCAUGGCCGUGAAUUCAUGCGUCAACAGACCCAGCAACUUAAAAAGCGCGCUGGUCAGGCGAAUGGUCUUUUCGAAGACCUAGGUAGCAUGGGUGGCAUCCUGACGGCUGGAGACCUGAAAGCUGCCAUUAUGGGUGUGGCAUCAACACAGGAAUUCCGAAAGCUUGGAGAUCGCAUUAUUUCCCCGCCACCGCAAGCAGAUGAGAAAGAAACCGCGACAGAAACCCAAGCCGAAUCCAAACCGCAGAGUGGCAGGUGGUUAGGAGUCGAUGUUCAUGACAAGAGCAUGGAAUAUUCACCUGAUGAGAUAGCGAAGAUCGAAAAGCUGCGCGGUCAGCGAGACGAACUCCUCCACCGCAAAGAGAUGCUUGCCGCACGCACGACAUUCGUCUCACUUCUCAAGCCACGCGCCAAAGGCAUAGUGGAGAAAUUAAAGCAGCACGAGCCCAAGGGUGGAUGGAAAGAUAUCUGUGGCUUCGACUCGCGGCUCUCGUGGUCUGACGAGGAAUUCGACGAAUGGCGACUUUCCGAGGCUGGAAAGAAAGCCCUCGCGGAGGGAACAGCCGAAGCGUUAGCUAUGGGCUCUUCACCCUCUACCGAUGCAGACGGAGACACAGCUAUGAACGGCGAUAGCGAUGACGAUAUUGCGUUCUGGACGCGUGGCGUGUGCACUAAAAAGCGAUGCGAGCGACACAAACAAUGGGUCAAAGUGCAGCAGCAAGAUAUUCUCUUUGAGGAGGAAACCGCGGAGCAGGACCUCUCCAAGUGUGAGGAGGAGGCUCGCUCGGUGGUGGAGCGGGGUGUGAUGAGGCGAUGGGCUGAGAAGGAUAGCCAGGCCUAA
Messenger RNA from Penicillium paradoxum, 2547 nucleotides. RefSeq names its product putative PHD transcription factor. The coding region runs from base 1 to 2547 and encodes 848 amino acids. The transcript has 2 exons. Gene Ontology annotation, cellular component: Set1C/COMPASS complex. The record is from RefSeq and is a predicted model, not a curated record. Gene Ontology annotation, biological process: positive regulation of DNA-templated transcription. NCBI's taxonomy places the organism in Eukaryota, Fungi, Ascomycota, Eurotiomycetes, Eurotiales, Aspergillaceae.